AUGGCCAAGUACCUUGCGCAGAUCAUAGCCCUGGGAGCGCAGGCUGUUGGACGGGCCUUUGCUAGAGCCGUUCGACAAGAAAUUAACGCAAGCCAACAGGCAGCUGCAAGGAUGGGCCACAACCGGCCUGAACGUGCAGCCGCUAAUGCCAAGGCAGGUAUGACCCUUGAGGAGGCGCUGCAGAUUCUUAACGUUGGAUCGAAGAUGGACCCAGUCGAGGUUGAAAAAAACUACAAGCACCUUUUUGAAGUAAAUGACAGGUCAAAAGGUGGCACGUUGUAUCUGCAGUCCAAAGUUUUUCGCGCAAUGGAAAGAAUACAAGAAGAACUUAAAAUGAAUGAGCAAGAUACGUCAGUAAAAUAUAAACCCGUAGAAAAGGUCAACAAGCAGACGAGCCGCCUUUAA
This is a messenger RNA of Varroa destructor (honeybee mite), 405 nucleotides long. RefSeq names its product mitochondrial import inner membrane translocase subunit TIM16-like. Gene Ontology annotation, cellular component: TIM23 mitochondrial import inner membrane translocase complex. Lineage: Eukaryota; Metazoa; Arthropoda; Arachnida; Mesostigmata; Varroidae. Gene Ontology annotation, biological process: protein import into mitochondrial matrix. The record is from RefSeq and is a predicted model, not a curated record.